UGCAGGAACAGAAAACAAACCCAUUGAACAACGAAGUCAUGCGAUACUGCCGCUUUUGUUCAAGUACUUUGUAAUUUUAAUCUGUAACUCUGAUUUUAUCGUACAGCUUCAUUAAACACAUUUCACUUAAAGCGUCACUAUAUUAUUUUUGUAUAAAAAAUUUACGAUGAAAUAAGUGCAUUACUUAAGUGUGAUUAAGUACUUGGCUUUUGUGUUACUUGCGAUAUUCAACGAUGACAGUUAUUUUAAUUGUUAUGUUGUAUCGAAUUGAUAGUUUUAAAGAUUGACGUGGAAAUUUUCGAGACCGCGGACAACUUUAGUUGCUCGCGGUAUUCCGAUACGCAUUAUUCCCGCCUGUUCCUUUCUGCGCUUCUUCUGUAGACCAACGACUGUAAUAGAACUGAUCCCGUGAGAGAGAAUUUAUGUUCCUCUUAUUGCAUUUUAUCGUCACUUUCGCAUGCUGUAAGUAUAUAGUAGUUCUGGAGGAAUUCGAAAAGUUCCGCCAAAGAAGAUUUAUACAGGCUAUUUCGGGAGAUUUAUGCAGGGUGUUCCAGGAGGAAAGGUCAAUAUUCUGGGAGGUGAUAGUAUCGGUUAUUUUAAGCAAAAAUGUUCAUAUGAAUACGAGGUGUGUCCGGAAAGUAUCCGACCUUGUGCUCUAACCUUAUACCCGGGUGUGCUAUUGAUAAAAGUAACUAUUCAUAAUUUAGGGGGAACCUUUAUGAGUGCCCCUGCCAGGCAGCACGGUCCGUCGAGUCUUCAGUCGACAACGGUACGCUGUUUAGUAAACAUUGAAUUUUGUGCGAGUCGCAUUUCACGAUGACUGAACGCAUCGAACAAAGAGCGUGCAUUAAAUUUUGCCAAAAACUUGGCCAUUCGUGUUCGGAAACCAUCCACACGAUUCGUCAAGUACGAGUACUCGUAUAUGACGAUGAAUCCAUGAGUGAUACGCAGAUUAAAGAAUGGUUUAAGCGAUUUAAAAGUGGUCGUGCAGAGUCGGAGCAACAUCAAGGCUGUGCUCACUGUUUUUUUUUUUCGACCAGAAAGGAGUUAUUCAUCGCGGAUACGCUCCAAAAGGUCGGACGACAUGUGUGCUGUCUGGGGAGUGCGUGACGCAGCGAGAAGGAAAUGGCCAGAUUUGUGGAAAAGUGGCGACUGGGUGCUGCACCACGACAACGCACCUGUCCACGCAUCGCAACUUAUCCAGCAAUUUCUUGUGAAAAACGGCAUUGUUCAGCUUCGUCAGCCCCCAUACAGUCCUGACCUGGGCACCCUGCGACUUCUGGCUGUUCCCCAAAUUGAAAAAUCCUCUUAAGGGAAGAAGAUUCGAUGACGUGGAGGAAAUCGCGAGAAGGUUGUAGCUUCCAAAGGGGAGUACGUUGAAGGGGACAUCGUCGCCAUUGAUCAGAUUUAGCUCUUUCUCCUGCUGCAGCACAAGGCCGGAUACUUUCCGGACAGACCUCGUAUAUGUCCCAUUUCCCACUGUUUCCGAGAUAGAGCUACUUGAAGUUUUUCUGUACACUUCACACUUCAUCCAACCUCAUA
Vollenhovia emeryi is the source of this 1542-nucleotide messenger RNA. RefSeq lists its product as uncharacterized. The record is from RefSeq and is a predicted model, not a curated record. Lineage: Eukaryota; Metazoa; Arthropoda; Insecta; Hymenoptera; Formicidae. The transcript has 2 exons. The coding region runs from base 817 to 1110 and encodes 97 amino acids.